Xyrichtys novacula (pearly razorfish) is the source of this 3888-nucleotide messenger RNA. Lineage: Eukaryota; Metazoa; Chordata; Actinopteri; Labriformes; Labridae. The record is from the annotation of a GenBank genome assembly.
ACGGAGGAAUCGACCAUCCAGGACGCUCAGUCGUUCCCCACACACCCACUUGCUCGAUACACACCAAUCUUUGCAGAAAUAUGGCUUUGAGACGAGCUCUUCAUUUUGUUUUUAAAGUGGGUGACAGAGCCAAAACUGCGACGUUUUACCGGGAUGUUCUGGGCAUGAAGGUACUCUGUCUCAGACUCUGUUUUAGUACCAGAUGUGACCGAGGCUGUUGUGAAACUUUGUCUGAUAAUCGGCUAAUCUAAGGCUGAGUUGCACAACUGUUACGCAGCUGAAUUGUGUUUCUUUUGUUAUGUGGUGUUUAUUAAUGUAAUUUCCUCAUGCAUUCUUAAUUUGACUCUUAUUACAAUUCAUUCGUAGAUUUUACGCCACGAAGAGUUUGAAGAAGGCUGCAAAGCGACGUGCAAUGGGUAGAUAAACUCCAUCCUUAUCUUUAUGAACUUCACACUGACAGAGCUGGGUGACACUGGUGCACAGACUUAUUCAUCCUCAAAACCGACUGCUUUCUUCACAUUGUAUCCAUGCAGCCCCUACGAUGGGAAAUGGAGCAAAACAAUGGUUGGCUUUGGUCCAGAGGAUGACCACUUUGUUGCUGAGCUGACAUACAACUAUGGGGUGGGAGAGUAUCAUCUUGGCAAUGAUUUCUUGGUGAGUGGGAACCUUUUACAGUAACAUGUUGUGUUAUAGGCAGCAUUACAAAAUUACAACUAGUCCAGAACAGAGCUGCAAGACUAGCACUGAGCUGUGAUAGAAGAACUAACAUCCGCAAAAUGCACAUCAAAUUAGGCUUGUCAUUGGUGAAAGAGAGCAUUACUGUGUCUCUGCUUUCCUUCUUCAGGCGAAUCUUAGUUUAUAAAAGGCUAAAUAUUUUGUUUAAUCAAUUGCUGUUCAGUUUUAAUGGUCAUAAUUUCAUCUAUCUAAUUCAUAAUUUAAAUAUAAUUUAUCUUAUCUUAUCUUGUAAGAAACAGAACACCUAGGCUAGGCUGUGACAACAUACAAUACAUGUCAAUGGGAUUUUGAUUACUAGUACAUUUGUUUUGGCUUUUAUUGGUGACUGUUGUAAUUGGAAAUGUAAUGUCAUCAUAAUUCUUGUUUUAGUUAUGAUUUUAACAUUUUGUAUAAUUCUCCUGUUUGGACUUUAAUAAUUUUAAUGUAUACAAAUGUUUACUAUCUUCUUGUGGACCCCAGGAAGAGUGGCUGCUACCUAGGUAGUAGCUAAUAAAUAUAUGUUUUUCUUUUAGGGACUCACUCUGCAGUCCAGCAAAGCUGUGAGCAAUGCUAAACGCCUGGGAUGGCCUCUUACUGAGGUAGGGGAGGCUCUGUACAUGACCCAAGCUCCAGGAGGAUAUCCUUUCUAUAUUGUGGACAAAGAACAGCCUGAUAGUGGUGGGUGUCAUAAAAAAGUCCUUGUUGUAGUUUAUGGCAGCUCAAAAAUGUUCAUUUUGGAAGUGCAGUGUAAAUUUUAUCACAUUUAUUAGGCAAAGGACUACCAAGAAUGUAAAAAUACAAACAGACUGCAUGUCUUACAACAAAACUUGGUGUUUACACAUCUGUAAUUGAUCACCUGUUGGUGACCUUUGUGCAUGUGUGUUUUCAGAUCCUGUGCAGAAGGUAUGUCUCGGAGUAUCUGACCUGCAGAGAUCAACCCACUACUGGACCACGCUCUUGGGAAUGAAGGUGGUGGAAAAGAAUGAGGAAAAGAAAUCAGUGCUGAUGGGAUUUGCAGGCACGCAAGUGAGCGGAACAUAAGAAGAAUAAUUAGGGGUACACUUUGUUUUUGUCCAUGCAGGGAAGUAACUCAGCUAUGUCUUUGUUUUGCAUUUCCUCUUUGUGUAGUGUAAACUGGAGCUUCAGGAUCUUUCUGGCUCUGUAGAUCAUGGAACAGCAUUUGGGAGAAUAGCAUUUUCAUGCCCACGUGAGCAGGUAAGAUAUGGAUUCUUGGCUAAAUUGUUUAAUGAUGGAGAAAAUGAUCUGUUACUGACACUCAAUUACACUCCUCAGCUGCCUGACUUAGAAGCCUUGAUGAAAAAGGAAAAUCAGAAAAUCCUCACUCCAUUAGUCAGCCUGGACACUCCUGGAAAAGCUACAGUAGAAGUGGUUAUUUUGGCUGACCCGGUAAGUGCCUUUAAAACAUACAAACUUGAAAUCAGUCUGCAUGGUAAAAACAACAACAACAACAAAAAUAUAUACUCUGAACUAUGUUUCUGGUAGGAUGGUCAUGAAAUCUGCUUUGUGGGAGAUGAGGCUUUCAGACAGCUGUCAAUGGUGGACCCUAAAGGAAAUGAACUGCUUAACAAGGUUGGCGUGAGGCCUAAAUUUUCCUUUAUGUAUACAUAAAAUAUGCCACGUUUUAUUUUGAUCAUACCUGCAUGUUUGUGCUUUUCUGCUUUCAGGCUAUGGAUGAAGAUAAAAGCGACGAGUGGUUUGCCAAACACAACAAACAGAAAGCUGCUGCAUGAGAUGGAGCACAUCUGAAAAAACGAUCACUACCAGUUUCUCAUUCCUUGAUUUGAUGAUUAGUUAUUGCACUCGAAACCUGCAUCGGAAAUCUUCUUUUAUUGGCAAUUCAGUAAAUCAGGGGCCACUGAAAAGACACUUUUAUGGACUUAAUGGAUGUUUUUUCCCAUAAAUAUCUAUACAUAAGAUAAGACAAUGUGGUCAAAACGUUUUAAACAACUUACUGGUAAAAGUCAUUAGCCCUCUGUGUUUUGUGUAUUUCCAAUUAUCACAGUAGUACUAUAUGGCAAGAUCAUUUCUGUGCAUUUAUUUUUCAGUUGUUUUAAUCAUAGGCUGUAACAUGACAAAAUUAUAUAAAAUAUGCAAUAAUUGGGAUUUUAGUGAUCCAAAUUUCACAGUUUUACAUCAAGUCAAUUCACAAAAAACAGUUACAUUUAGUUAACAUGGACAUAUGAGCGUUCAGUGACUGGCGUGGUUGCUCAUCUAUGCAGUUGUGUGUAUGGACUAUUAAAGUAUCCAACAAAAAUAGCACUUAGCUUCAUGCAGCAUAAGUAUUGCCAUGUGGUCAAGUUGCUCUGAGUCCUGUCAUUUGUAAAAUUACAUGUUGCUUAUGUAGCAGGAAUAAAUCUCUUUCGCUUUUCAACUUUGCAUGGCAGUUUCUGGGUGUGUGCAGGGAUCUUGGGGGGGAUGUUUAUGUGUGUGAAUUGCCCGCUUUAUGUGUGAAUGUAUGGUUUAAGAGAUGAGAAUAAGAGAAAUCACUUGGAGGGGGUCAGAUCUGAACUGCAGACGUGGAUGUUUAGACCUCUGCUGAAAGUUUGGAUAUUUGUUUUUAAACACUAUGUCAGGUACCAAGUGGACAGUGGAUAAGGAGGCAUUUCUUUUCUCUUUCCACACAUUCAAAAUGUUUUCCCUGUGUAGAAAAAUUGUAGAUAGGGGAGAGAGGGGGAGGAUGAGACAUUUUUCGUAUUUCAGAUCACUACAUCAAGGCAAUCAUAGUUUUGUCUCUAAAUAGUGUAUCUGCAUGUAUUUUAAGAUGUUGUUCAUCCCUGCAAGUCAACAGAAUGAGUGUAAACAGAACUGUCUAUUUUGUAAAAAGCCAUUUUUAAAUGAGAAUGCCUGUAAGUGAUUCAGAACAUUUACAGCUGUAUUUUUGGACAGAAAAAGUCAAACAUUUAAAUAAUCUGAACUGAAACUCUGAUCCUCUCAUCAGACUUCUUUACUUUCUCAGUUGAGCCAAAUGGCUCUUCUUCCAGAACUACUAUUAUGACUUUAUUAUUCCUCUGAGCCAAAAUGGUGGACUUUUAUGUUAGGUUUUCACCUGAUGUUGUAGCUCAUAGAUAUCAUUAUUGAUGUAUAAUAAAAAUUUAAAAUGAUCUUUUUUGGUCUGAACACAAUUCUAAUAAAACUUAUGACAGACAAAAUUCA